This is a messenger RNA of Trichoderma citrinoviride, 1035 nucleotides long. RefSeq lists its product as hypothetical. Gene Ontology annotation, cellular component: nucleus. The transcript has 2 exons. The coding region runs from base 1 to 1035 and encodes 344 amino acids. The record is from RefSeq and is a predicted model, not a curated record. Lineage: Eukaryota; Fungi; Ascomycota; Sordariomycetes; Hypocreales; Hypocreaceae.
AUGCAGGACGACGCGUGCGACGUCCGCCCCCCCACGAACCUCCUCGACGACGACUUUGACGAGGACUGCGCCUCCCUGCCGCCGCCGCGCCCUCCCACCGAUCCCCAUCCCAUCCUCGCCUACAUCUGCAAGUCCCACCUCUGCGCCGUCAUGCGCCGCGUCGUGCGCCACGUCCUCGCCGUCGUCGGCCCGCCGGCUCCGUACGCCGAGACGCUCGCCCUCAACCGGGAGCUGCACGAGUGGCACGACUCCGUGCCGGCGUGUCUGCGCAUCCGCGCCAUCCGCGACACGGCCUUUACCGAUCCCAACUACACCAUCAUGCACCGCCUGAUGCUCGAGCUCAUGUACCUCAAGAGCCUGUGCAUCCUGAACCGUCCCUACCUCACCUCGCACAAGCACGAGCCGGAGUACAGCGCUUCGAGGCAGAUUUGCAGGGAGUCGGCGCUCAGGAUUCUGGAGCUUCAGGCGGAGCUUGACGUGGAGACGGCGCCUGGGGGGAGAAUGUACGAAGAUAGGUUCAUGGUGUCCAACUUGACGCUGCAUCACUUCCUGCUCGCGGCAAUGAUCAUCUGCCUCGAUCUCAGCGAAUCUGCAGACAUAGACUCCAAAGACAGACUCAAGCGCAUCCUCACCCUCCGCACCGCCUACUCCAUCUGGUCCGCCCGCAGCACCACCUCCGCCGACGCCCUCCACGCCUCGCGCGUCCUCCGCGCCAUCCUCAACCGCAUCGACUCCCCCAACACCACAACCACCGCCGCCUCCUUUACGGGCUCCGGCCCCAUCAUCCAGAUCCCAGACUCCUCUCUCGCGCACAAUCUCGAGAGUGUUCGCAAUGAGAAUGGCAACGCUUUGCCAGACCACGCAAUGCAGCAAGUCAUGCCCCUGAGUGGUAGCGAAAUGUAUAACUCGGCUGUGGACGAGACGCUCUUGGCCCAGGACAUGAGUUUCACGAUGCCAGAUUUCGAGGACAUGUUUGGAAACAUUGACAUGCUCGAUUGGGUUCGUAGCACCUCCUUUUCCUCCCAACUCCUUUAA